AUGGGGUUGAGAGCCCGUGCAGGUGCCCGCACCCCAGGGAACUCCUGCUACCACGGGGAAGGACGAUCAGAAGGGAGGAAACCCGGUCACAGGGAAAAGGGCGCCCAGGAGAACUGGACUUCUCCCAGCUCCUGCGCGCUCAACCUCGAGGCCAAGACGAUGGCUUUUGCUACUGGGACCCCAAAGAGAAUCCGCGAAACAGAGAAAGGGAAGCCCCACAUCACUUCUCCCUAUCCCAAGUCCUCAUACCCACCCCGCCCCCGCCUCCUCUUCCUCCCCCAUCCCCCGCGCUCCCGCCUCCUGCAACGCGCGUCCGACCGGGAGGGGGCGUCGCGGGGCGCGGGGUGGGAACGCGUUAUAAGGCGCGGCACCGGCGGGCUGGCCAGCCGUGGGGACUACCAAGGGGACGCCACCACCCGCAUGGCCCUGCGCCGCCCACCCGCCGGAGCGCGGCCGCUGCUCGUGUGCGGUCUCCUGGUCGCUAUCGCCGCGGGCCUCGGGUCCCCGCCGCCCGGGAACGAGCUUCCCGCCGGCCCCGGUGACAGCCGCGUGCGGCCGGAGGCCACCACGGAGCGGGUGCAUGGCAUUGACCCUCGCGACACCUGGAUGCUUUUCGUCCAACAAAGUGACAAAGGCACCAAUGGCAAGAAGAGGAACAGAGGCCAGGCCAAGAGGCUGAGGCUCGGCCUGCCAGGACCCCCUGGACCCCCUGGACCUCAAGGCCCCCCAGGCCCCAUCAUACCCCCCGAGGUGCUGCUGAGGGAGUUCCAGCUGCUGCUGAAAGGCGCGGUGCGGCAGCGGGAGCGUGCGGAACUGGAGCCCUGCACGCGCGACCCCGACUCCACCACCACGGCCGCGGAGGAGCUGGAGGAAAGAGAGGCGGCCGGCCUCCUGGCCCUGCUGACCGCACCCCUGGGCCCCGGGCCACCGCGCGUCGCCGCCGCCUUCCACGGACGCCUGCGCAGGGAUACGCAGCUGGAGCGGCGCUCGCUGCAUGAGCUCAGCCUCUACCACGUGCCCGACGCCGAGGGCGCCUUCCGCCGCGGCCCCGGCCUGAACCUGACCAGCGGUCAGUACACAGCGCCAGUAUCCGGUUUCUACGCCUUCGCCGCCGCGCUGCACCUUGCCAUUCCAGAGCCACCGAGGCGGGGCCCACCACGCGCCCGGGAUCACCUGCGCUUGCUCAUCUGCAUCCAGUCCCGGUGCCAGCACAACGUCUCCCUGGAGACCAUCACAGGGCUGGAAUGCCGGAGUGACCGCUUCACCAUCACCCUCAAUGGUGUCCUCUAUCUGCAGGCUGGGCAGUAUGCCUCUGUCUUUGUGGACAACUCCAGCGGCUCCUCCCUCACCGUGCGCAGCGGUUCCCGCUUCAGCGCGAUCCUCCUCGGCGUGUGA
Messenger RNA from Chrysochloris asiatica (Cape golden mole), 1395 nucleotides. RefSeq names its product family with sequence similarity 132, member B (gene ERFE). The record is from RefSeq and is a predicted model, not a curated record. The transcript is spliced from 10 exons. Gene Ontology annotation, biological process: positive regulation of D-glucose import across plasma membrane; negative regulation of gluconeogenesis; positive regulation of insulin receptor signaling pathway. NCBI's taxonomy places the organism in Eukaryota, Metazoa, Chordata, Mammalia, Afrosoricida, Chrysochloridae. Gene Ontology annotation, molecular function: hormone activity. Bases 1 to 1395 code for a protein of 464 amino acids.